CGGGAGAAGAACGUCAUACUCGGAUUUACCCAGAUGCCUUUGCGAAAUGUUCGCCAAUGUCUCGAUGUCGGCCAUACUGUUAACUGGGAACGGUCGAUCGUCUGGCAUUUUUCUAUAACUUAGCUGCUAUCUAGCGGUCUAAAUGCAGUGUAAUCCUCAUCAGAUCAAAGAUAAGCUACUGAAGGCACUAGACAAGGAUAACAAUGUGGUGGAAUUGUCCACGGUGCUCGAGGUCAUCGGCUUCCUGGAGAAGUUCCCCAUUACUAAAGAGGCCCUUGAACAAACACGACUGGGAAAACAUGUCAAUGAGAUGCGAAAAAAGACAACAGACAAAGACUUGGCCAGACGGGCAAAAAGCCUUGUGCGUCAAUGGCAGAAACUCAUAUCAGUGGACAGUAACACAGUUAACGGGGAUCGGUUAACUAACAGAUUACCAAAUAGUGUACCUGCAAACAUUCAAAGACUUGAUGGUUCUAUGCCAGUGAGUCCAGCAUCACCUUGGUCUGCCGUCUCAUCCCCUGCACUUCGACCCACCACACCUGGCUUGGCAAGACCUGCCUCUUCCCCAGCCCUCAGAGCAAUGGGACGCCAAGGAUUAUCUCCAGCAUCAUCCCCUGCCCUCCGAGGUACUGGUCGUCCUGGUUUGUCUCCAGCAUCAUCCCCUGCCCUCCGUGGUACAGGUCGUCUUGGUUUAUCUCCAGCAUCAUCCCCUGCCCUUUGUGGUACUGGUCGUCCUGGUUUAUCUCCAGCAUCAUCCCCUGCUCUUCGAGGUAUGGGUCGUCCAGGCAUAUCCCCAGGAUUGAGACCUGUAACACCAUCUAGUGGUGGUUCUAGCCUUCCUGGUACACCCCCUAUCUCCCCCGCUUGUCUACAGGGCAAUAGAUCAGCCACGCCAUCUAAUGGUCAUGCUGUCAAAUCAAAACCCAUCAGUCCAGCAUAUUCCUCGCAUGCUGAGCAGAACAAUCACUCUCCAGAAAUACCUGCAAAAGACUCUAAAACAACCUUGCAAAGAUCAAGUCAUUCCAGUAGCCUCUCCACAAAUUCUCUACUCGCCUCUGGCAAGAAACGCAAGCUACCUGACGAUGUCUGUGAUAACCCGAUUAAGAAAAGAAAUACUGAUAUUGACAAGGAAGGUUCGCUGAAGAUCAAAUUGAAGCAUGCAGAAUUUGUAAAUGGUCUAAGUGUGAGUCCAGUAGAUCGCAGUAAUGGUAGGCCUGCUGAACGGAACACCUCCCUACACCCAAGUUCUAGUCAAACUAGCUUGUAUUCAAAUGAGUCUACCAAUACUUCAUCUGAACAAAACAAUCAGCUCAAAAAAAAUAUGAAAGCACAGAAUAUGAGUAUUUUAGAUAUUGCACGAGCUGAUUCACCUAACUAUGCUUCUAAAAAUCAUGCCAACUUAAGUGUAAAAACUGAUGCCAAACCUAGGCAAUCAAAAGUAAAGACAACUGCUGAACUAAUAGCUGAAAUGAAUGCUAAAAAAGGUUUUAAGAUUCAAAGUGACACUGUGAAUCGUAUUACUCACAAUCAGAUAAAGAAAGAAGCAGAUGUAGUUGAAUCUGUGGUGCCAGCUGGGGCCAAACCCCGACCUCGGAAAAAAAACUCAACUGGACCAGGUUCAGUGCCCCCUUUAUUACAUAGCUCUAAACUGAGUCAAACUAAAACUGAAAUGGUGCAAAAAUUCUUACAAUCUUCAAUUACUCCCACCCAGUCUGAAAAUGACUUGAGUCCAUAUAAACUGGAGUCUAUGCGACAGAGUGAAUCUCUAACUCCGCCUGAGCUGGGAUCGUUUGAUGUUCAGUCAACACCCCCCGAUCAACAAAUAUCAGUUGAUGAUCAAGAGACUGAAACCAAACAGCCAUCUAUAAGUUCUCGGGAAUAUGAUCAAAAACCAGAUCCACCAAAACCUGAAACAUUAGAAGAGUUAAUAGCUCGUUUACCCCCUUUAGAUUUGGAUGCAAUACGCUGGGACAGUGAUAGUGAACAUGAACAUAGUGCUAAUAAACCACCGGAGCCUGAUUCAGAACAGUUUGAUACAUGUAUAAAUAAGAUGCAUUCUGAGAAGUGGGUUGGGGUAAAUGGUACAGUUAACAAAGAGGGUGAAUUUAAAGAAUGGACUGAUACUGUAACAUUGCCAUCAGUUGAUGAAAAUCCUGUCCAUAUUUUACCUUAUGUCAUUAUUGAUGAUAUAUGAUAGAUUUUAUCAACGUUACAUAAUAAUAUAAUGGAAAGGCCAUAACAUGUAUGUGAACCUAAUAAUACCUUUAUCAUGAUCUCAUCAUCAUAAAAAGAAUAUUGUCAGUACUUUUUUACAAAGAAAUAUCUAGGUCAGUCUAAAUUGAAGGUCACAAUUAUGCACAUUUACCAUGUCAACCAAACAAACUGUUGGGAGAAUAUGGAGGUGUAUGAUAUGAUAUUUGUAUUCUAUAACAUGUAUUUUUGGUAUUCAUUCAUAAAUGCACUCAACAAGAUCCACUUAAAUCCACUGAGUUGUGUACCAAUGUUGACUUUACACAGAUGAAUAUCUAUGAACAGAGUAUUCAGGGGCUACAAAAACAACAUGUGUUGGGGAUUUCGUAAGAAUUUCUAAGGCAAAAUGAAUGAAUCCAACAUGCAUAUCUAUUGGAAAUUAUAAUUUUAAAAUUGAAACAUUUCCUGAAAACAACAGGCAAUUUUGGUUAUAACAAUCAAAGUAAUUAUUUUGCUGUUUAUGAUUUUGUAUAAAUAUGCUGUUGGUCAUUAGCAGUGCUAAUGAUAAUGGUUCAUAUCUGGGAUUGUACAACUUGUUUUGACAGUGUAUCUUAUCUAUAUUAUUUCAAGAAAGUUUCAGUCGGAUUGUGGGAACUUUGUUGGCCAAGAGGUACUUAGUAUUUUCAUUCAACCAACUAAGUGGUCUAAUCAAGCCAAAUCUCUAAAAUCAGUGUUAUUGUUUCAGAUGAGAGUUAUUUAUUUUAAGAUAACAUUUAAAUUACUGAAAAAGAAAUAUGUUAGAACUUCAUGCAGAACAAAUGUGAAUGUAACUUCACUGGAAUUUUGUUAUAAUCCUGGAUUUUAGAAAAUGCAUGACUAGAAAUUGAGCCAAAAUAUCAAUAUUUAGAAAAAAAUUCUCACUUGUAUCUUUUAUAACAAGUAACAAAGUCCAAAAUAAUUUUAGUUUUCCAGAAGAGAACAAGUUCAGAAUUCUGUACCAUGCCAGCCCUAUGAAAUAGAUGCAUUAUUUUUUCAUACUUUUUGAUGGAAUGUGGGCAUUUGUUAGUCAUUUGUCGCUGAUUUAGAUUUUUGGGGUAGUUUGUUCAUUUGAUUAUAGCACUGCCUUUCCAAGAUUCUUAAAAACCAGUCUAUGUAUUACCAUAUACGCUUUUAGCGGGCAAUGGAAAAAAUCAACUCACUGGCCUUUUGUUGCAGCUUUGCUCAGAUACCUUCAUUCUACUGAGAAUACCUGUGCAUCUCUUGGAAUAUUAUAUAUGUGUAUUUUUGAAAGUGAGAAAGGUUUUCCCUGAAAAUGGAAUGAAAUAUUUGCUUUAUUAUUCAAUCAUGUUUCUCAUUCUGUUACAUGGGAGAAUAAAGUGCAGGAAGUAUUCGCUUUUUGGAAUCACUAUCGGGUUUAUUCAUAUUAGAGCCUCAUUCUGAUAGAGGGAUUUAAAAAAAUGGACUGCAGAAGAUAUUCAUUCUUCAAAUUAUGACUCUUACCUACCAAUGAACAGAAAGUAUUGCAGGGAAAUAUCACUGAAUUUUUAUCUCAAAUGCUGCUUGUUAUUUUUUAUAACCAAUCACAGAAUGAGAAACA
Owenia fusiformis is the source of this 3787-nucleotide messenger RNA. The record is from the annotation of a GenBank genome assembly. Lineage: Eukaryota; Metazoa; Annelida; Polychaeta; Sabellida; Oweniidae.